UCUAUCUCCUUUUCUUAGAGAGGGACCACUCACCAUUUCCUCCACACACCAAAGAUGACAGCUCCAUCAAACCUAACCCAUGCAGCACCACAGCAACAACGCUUUUUGGUGUUGUUCGACUUUGAUGAGACCAUCAUCAAUGAGAGCAGUGAUGACGCUGUGGUACGUGCUCUGCCAGGCCAGCAGCUUCCUGACUGGCUGAAAAACAGCUACAGGGAGGGGCACUACAACGAGCACAUGCAGAAGGUCUUGGUUUAUAUGGCGGAGCAGGGUGUGUCUAAGGAUUCCAUCCAGUCAGCGGUGGAGAAGAUCCCACCCACACCUGGCCUCCUGAACCUCUUCCAGUAUCUGCAGAACCACCAGCAGGACUUUGAGCUGGCGGUGGCCUCCGACGCCAACAUGUAUUUCAUCGAGACGUGGUUGGAGCGCGCCGGGGUGCGUCACCUUUUCCGGAAGAUUUUCACAAACCCGGCCAGUUUUGAUGCGACUGGCCGUCUUGUGCUGCUCCCUUUCCACUCCCACUCGUGCUCCUGUUGUCCUGACAACAUGUGCAAGCAGGUGAUCCUUCGGGAGUAUUUGGCAGGCCGGCAAAAGGAGCGCGGUGGUGCUCCCUUCCAGAGGGUAUUCUAUAUAGGAGAUGGGGCCAAUGAUAUCUGUCCCUCUUUGGCUCUGGGGCCCCGGGACACAGCCUUCCCCAGGAGGGACUUCCCCAUGCACAGGCUGUUGCUGGCCCAGGAGGCAAAGUUCAAAGCAAACAUAGUUCCUUGGGUCAGUGGUGAGGACAUAGUGGACUGCCUGAAGAAAAUAAUGGAGGAGAGAUGAGAUCAGCGUGUUUGUAUUACACUGUGUGUGUGUGUGUGUGAGAGAGAGAGAGAGAGAAAGAGGGGGGCAAAUAUAGCAAAAGUAUACCAACCCCAGUCCUAGUGAGCAGAAUAUGCAUGAUUUUACCCCAGCCACACUUGGUUCAACCUGUUAAGAUGUAGCUGAAUAGUGUCUAUUUGAAUCACCUGUUUUAAAAGAAUAAGUUUUGGAAAUACUUUCUUGUGGAGAGUUAGAUAUGGAAAAUUGAAUUCACUGUGAUGUUUGUACAGUAAAUAUGUGGCUGGAGCCAGCAGCAAAUUAUCUUAGCUUAGCAUACAGAAUGGAAAAUUUUUUUGGGAUUACACAAUUGAGAUAUGUUAAUUAGGGAGUUUCAGAGACAGUGAAAGGUGAAUUUUUUGACCUUUGGACAUCGUCAGGCUAGCUGUUCCUUUUGUUAUCAGUCUAAAUGCUAAGCUAACAUAACCAGCAGUAUAUUUACCACAACAGAUGAGAGAGUGGAAUCUUUUCAUCUAACUCGUGGCAAGAGAGCAAAUUUCCCAAAAUGUCAAACUAUUCUUUUAAUACUAGCCUGGUAUAAAAGCCAAUUUUUAUUCAUAGAUUUAAAGUGUGUAUGCAGUAUCAGAAAUUGACUCUCAUUGGAAUGCAAAUAAACAAGCUCACUGGUCAAGAUUAUCAUGAUCAAUAAUGAAGAUAUGCAGCAUUGAUGAUGUACUAAGUUCUGUUUUUUUGAGUGUGAUCAAGAUGCUUAAGAUCUCAACCAAAGUUGUGUCUAGUGAUCUCCGGCGUGCACUACAUCCAAUCAGCACUCAGCUCAUUUAACACACCAUACCCCUCAAUGUGAAUGCAAUUUACUUUACAUUUGAAUAUCUCACUCUAUGUGACAUUAUUGAGCAAUCUUAGCUGUGAAAUGUUUUUGUCCCAGCUACUGUUAGACUGUAGAGAUUUUAGUGACCAAGAAAAACAGCUUAAAAAGUAAUCCAUUUAUGGGGGUCUCUGUGCUGACAGGCUUCUUUUUAGAACACUUAACGCUGCAUUCAAGGCCCUCGACGAUGGACACAUAAGUAGGAUCAGGUCUUAUAGCACUACUUGAGACAAAAGACCACACAUGUCGUGUCAGGCAGGGACAAGUACGGCAUAGAACGAGGAUAAGGUGACAGUAUCUGUGCUCUCUCCACCACUCAUUACUGAUACCUAAUCUAGGGCUUGAUUAUACAAUGGUAACCAACACCAGCAUGAGAUCUAAAGGGAUCCCUGUAGCCAUUCGCCUGUACUUUGGCCCAGCAUUACACCCUGUGACUCUGAAACAAUGGAAAUAGUGUAAUGCACAGUAUCAAUUGAAGAUUUUAAAUUCUAUUUCUGUAGUCAUUAGCUAGCACUGUACUUCCAAUGAAUAUUAGUAUGUAGGUCGGGGAGGAUUUAUAUUCUUUGAAAAGUCCAAUACUGUCUUUAUGUUUGAAUGCAUUACCAGUAAACUGCAGUGUUAUGAGUGAAUGAUUAUGAGGGUUUUAUCCUCUUUUAUAAUCCUCUGUAUAUUUGCAUAACCUAACAUAACCUCAUUUUGACUCACUAAAUUCACGACAGUGACUAGAAAAUGUAUUUUAAAUGAUCAAUAGGAGCUUAUGUAUGGAUUGAAAUGGUUUACAGGGACAUUCAUAUUCUGUUUAACUUCAGAAAAAUGUGAAAUAUGUCUUCAAUCUUGUAAGUGAAACUUUUUGUCUUGCCAUUCAAUAAGCUGUCCGAUACAAAUGGGGCAUGUAUACUGUAUGUUGAUCUUUGAAGCCUGUUUAAGGUUUCCAUGUUAGUAUGCACACUCACUGAACAAAGGUCCUGUCUAGUAACUUUAGGCCAGAGUUAGUAUCAAUACAUGAGUGUAUAUUUGCAUUAAUUUUGUAUUUCAAAUAUUACAAAUAAUUAAUCCAUAUACUGUACAUCUUUUUCAAGCCAUUACAGUGAAAAUAAGAAAGUUGAAAGAUUUAAAGAUGAAGUACUUCUAGCCUUAAAAAACAAAAUUAUUCUGUAUAAGUGCUGGAAAUGUCGUCUAACCAGUGUUUUAGUUUCUCAGGGAGUAGAGAAAAAAAGUUUUAACAAGUAUAAUAAUAUAUGUUUAUAAAGAUCUGCUGCUCUAAGAACAAAAUGAGUGAUUCAAAAAGUAUAGAUGUUUAUGAGACAUAAUCAAUGCAGCUGGAGUUUGAUCCUGAAAUAGUUUGAGAUCAAAACCUAAUCCUUUAUUUGUGAUUAGGAGGCUAAAGUUCUGUGAGCUUUACUUCUUCUGAUGCUAGAGGUAGGGGUAUUUUGAUUUGCUUUAACUGUCUGUGUAUUUGUAAAACUUCCAUGGAGUUUGUGCAAUAAUUAAACGAUGAAUACUUGAUAUGAUGUAAAAAAGAUUUAUGGUCAAACAGAAAGAAAAACUUGACAUUUUCAGGGAUGUGAAUUGACCCCAGAUCACCAAACUAAAGUGUUUUUAAUCAAACUUUAAAAUGGUAAUAUGGCUUCACAACAACCAAAUAAAAGUAUGUGUUGUAUGGACUCUGCUCAGCUAAUGUGCUGCUUUUUUUUCUUCUUUUUUUGUGGUUUGCUGUGACUUGGGUGUGUGUUUUUAAUCCAAGAUCAAUUUAUGUGUGUAAUGCAUCAGUGUAACAGGAAUAUAAAGCCAUUAUCUGAUUAA
Molecule: messenger RNA, 3487 nt
Organism: Morone saxatilis (striped sea-bass)
Lineage: Eukaryota; Metazoa; Chordata; Actinopteri; Moronidae
Product: probable phosphatase phospho1
Exons: 1
Coding region: 55-822 (255 amino acids)
Molecular function (GO): phosphatase activity
Source: RefSeq, a predicted model, not a curated record